AUGAAUGUGUCAACAUGUCAUGGGUCAACAUAUAUCCGAUGGGGCCGCACGGUUUGUCCAUCAAAUGGAACCGAGUUUGUAUAUAAAGGUUUUGCUGCGGGAAACUAUUAUAACUCGCAUGGCGGGGCUGCCGAUUUUAUCUGCUUGACGCAAGAUCCGAUCUGGGGUGUCUAUGACGACGGCGAAAGUUCGCACGGCGCAAAUAUUUACGGAACUGAGUACGAAUUUGGUGAAAACCAUGCUGACGGCGGUGCGAAGUAUUUUGGAUCGAAUUUAUACCAGCACGAUGUUCCGUGUGCUCUGUGUCAAUCACAUAGGCCCGCGUCGGUGAUGAUUCCCGGCCGAAACCAGUGCUACCCAGGAUGGACGCUCGAGUAUUCUGGAUAUCUGGUUUCCGGUAGGCAAAAGGCUACAUUUGAUGGGUCCGCCACUAACUACGCAUGCCUUGAUAGCGUUCCGGAGUCUGAGUUGGGGGAUCAUGUCGAUGAAAAUGGAAAACUCAUGGUUCUUGUUGAAGCUCAGUGCGGAUCUCUAAAAUGUCCGCCAUAUGUCCAAAACCGUGAAAUAACAUGUGUGGUUUGUUCCAAAUAAAU
Mya arenaria is the source of this 593-nucleotide messenger RNA. RefSeq lists its product as uncharacterized. The transcript has 3 exons. The record is from RefSeq and is a predicted model, not a curated record. Lineage: Eukaryota; Metazoa; Mollusca; Bivalvia; Myida; Myidae. Bases 1 to 591 code for a protein of 196 amino acids.